Neolamprologus brichardi is the source of this 1244-nucleotide messenger RNA. It is a transcript of the gene gadd45ga, whose product is annotated as growth arrest and DNA-damage-inducible, gamma a. The record is from RefSeq and is a predicted model, not a curated record. NCBI's taxonomy places the organism in Eukaryota, Metazoa, Chordata, Actinopteri, Cichliformes, Cichlidae. Gene Ontology annotation, cellular component: nucleus; cytoplasm. Gene Ontology annotation, biological process: regulation of cell cycle.
UCAGAAUAACGAAAGAGACUACACAGACAACUACACAGCCUUUUCUUAACACUGCAACAUCCCGAUCGCGCUUGGAUUAUAACUAUGACUCUGGAAGAGAUUCACGGACAAGAGAACACAAUGGAAAACACUGAUAGGGUGCAAAGUGCAGGCGCAGCCCUGGAGGAGCUGCUGAUCGCUGCUGAGAAGCAGGACUACUUGACAGUUGGAGUUUACGAAUCUGCCAAAGUCAUGAAUGUUGACCCAGACAGCGUGGCGUUCUGCAUUCUCGCCACCGAUGAGGAAUACGAGUGUGACAUUGCUCUUCAGAUCCACUUCACUCUCAUCCAGGCUUUCUGCUUUGACAACGACAUCAACGUGGUGCGUGUCAAUGAUAUCGACCGCCUGGCCGACCUCGUGGGUGCAGAUGAAACCGGCGAGCCCAAGGACGCACACUGCAUUCUUGUCACGAGCCCUAGUGCAAACCCAUGGAAAGACCCUGCUCUGGACAAGCUGAGUGUAUUCUGUGAGGAAAGGCGCAGUGUGUAUGACUGGGUGCCCACUAUCACACUCCCAGAGCGCUGAAGUGACACCCCCCUGAAGUUGCUUCACAUGAUUAUGAUGAUGAUGAAAAGAAAGUCAAGGAGCUGAGCUUCAGCUGGGGGCCUCAUGCCUUUCUGCCUCACAUGUCUGGAUUAAGAGGCUGUGGCUGUAACUCCCCCCUUCUGCAAGAGCACACUCUUCCAGUGCAUCCUGGGUGAGCCCGUUGGUUCUGGAUUACCCUGUGCAAGGGUUCAGACCUCAUGUGUGAACUUGUUCAGGUGUAUGUGGAGUGGACAGAACGCCUGAUGGACACUGAGAAUGGAGCUGGACUGUACUGCAUAGUACAUUAAAGAUGGCAAAUGGUAACCCAGUGACUGCCCUUUAACAGACACUGGCGGGACUAAGCAGAGAAGGUCACAGAGAGCGAUACUGUGCAAGAGAUGGACUUAAGAAAGUGGACUGGACUCGUCAGAGGGGAACAAGUCAGGUGCAGAUCCAGAAGAAGGUGUCUGAAAGUGUCUAAACAAAGGACUUUUCUUUAUGAGUGCAGCUGUCAGGAAGUUCUUGGAAUAAGCAGAAACUGCUUGCAAAUCCUGAUGUAAAGCUGACACUUUUCUUAAUGGACUAUUCAGUUUUCUUUCACAUAUGCAGACAGAGCAAUGCAGUAUUGAUUUGUGUUGUACUGACUUGAAAUGCUUUGUGAAUAAACAUUUGGAAUCAAA